This is a messenger RNA of Dichomitus squalens LYAD-421 SS1, 774 nucleotides long. Its product is annotated as glycoside hydrolase family 12 protein. The transcript is spliced from 4 exons. NCBI's taxonomy places the organism in Eukaryota, Fungi, Basidiomycota, Agaricomycetes, Polyporales, Polyporaceae. The record is from RefSeq and is a predicted model, not a curated record. Gene Ontology annotation, molecular function: cellulase activity. Gene Ontology annotation, biological process: polysaccharide catabolic process. Bases 1 to 774 code for a protein of 257 amino acids.
AUGUUUUCCAAAGCACUCGCAUUCCUUGUGCUUUCCGUACCCCUCCUCGCGACCGCGGCUCCGGCGGAGCUCGCGAAGCGCCAGGUCGACACGUCCUCGCACUGCGGCCAGUGGGACACCGUGACCGCGGGUCAGUACGAGCUCCUCCUCGACCAAUGGGGCGCGUCCGGCGCGACGUCUGGCCAGCAAUGCGCCAACCUUGUUAGCUUGAGCGGGAGCACGAUCUCGUGGAAGACGACGUGGACGUGGACGGGCGGCUCGGGCGUGAAGAGCUUCACGAACAUACAGCUCAACCAGGGCAUCAACAAGCAGCUCAGCGCGAUCUCGAGCAUUCCCACGACUUGGACGUGGUCGCAGUCCGCCUCGGGCUCGGUCGUCGCGGACGUCGCGUACGACCUCUUCACGUCCAACUCUGCGGGCGGCUCGAACGUGAACGAGAUCAUGAUCUGGCUCGCCAACUUCAACGCUGGCCCCAUCUCGUCCCAGUACGGCUCGGACGGCAAGCCCGUCCCCGUCGCGUCCAAUCUCUCGCUCGCGGGCCACACCUGGAACCUCUACUCGGGCUCGAACGGCGCUAAUGCCGUCUUCUCGUUCCUGCCCACGUCGGGCACGAUCACGAGCUUCAGCGGGGAUAUCAAGGCGUUCUUCGACUACCUGGUGCAGCAUGAGGGUGUGAGUUCGUCGCAGUAUCUAGUCACCGCGCAGGCUGGUACGGAGCCCACUUCUGGGUCUGCUACUCUUACCACGUCUGCUUACAGCUUGGCUAUCAACUAA